AGAACAACACACGCUGCUGUCUAAAUCUAUUUUUUUAAUGUCUUGCAAGGAGAUUCUUUACGGUUCUCAUCAUUUUUAUCCAGGAUUCUCUUUUUCUCUUUGGUCUGCUGGCCGGGCCCCCCCCCCCCCCUCCAUUUAGCGCAUGCGCAUCAUCUUCUUCUUCACACAACAGCAUAAAGUAAGUGGCCUGUUUUGUUUACCGUCAUUCCCUAUGUGAUGCUUUUGCUGCAGGGAUUCAACACUUCUACUGUCAGUGAUAUUCAGUAGCAAGUGUUUCAUUGCCAGAAGUUUUGCAACUGAAGAGAUGACAGCCAUGAACACACUAUGAAAAAAAUGAAAUAUAUUUCAUCAACUUUAGAAACCGUAGUCUUAGGAUCCAAUUUAAAAUUUUACCUACCUAUUCGCAACUAAAACUAAUGACUUGAGAAUUUAUUAUUAAAUUUACAAAGUUAUGUAACAUUAGUGAAAAAAUAGCUUUUAUUAUUUACGUUAUACAGCAUGAGUACUAUGUUUCGUUAAUCGCGUCAUGAGUAAAGUCAAGUCAGAUAAUAAUAACGAAACAGUAUCGUAUUCACCAGUAUCUGUACCAUCGAUUCUUCCAUUGGGAUCUUCAUCCCCUCCUCCGACAAAUUCUUCCAAUUCUGGAAUACCAAGAUCUCCAAGCCACGAAUCUUUUGCGACAGAUUUAUCACUCAUGUCUUUGUCAAGUCUUGGAUCUGAAAUAGGCCGAUUGCGUAGCAGUAUGUUUCGGCAAAAGAACCAUUCAUCUGCUGAUAGUGCUGAUUCUGGAGAAGAUCGUCGGAGCCCAAUUAUUAUGGAUGGUGGUGUGGGUAAUUGGGUAGCAAGGAAAACAAAACUUACUCGUGGGAACAAUGCUAGUCUUCUUCAGGUACCUUCAGAGCAGUAUGGAACAAAAAGAGGAGUAGCAGAUGAUGUAUUAUAUGAAGAAGAAAACGAAGUAAUUCGCAAUUGUGGGGCUUUGUCUUCCAUGCUAGGUUUGAUGCGAAGUUUUAGUACAAGUGAUUUAGAUCAAAAUGUAGUUAUAGGAGGUGAAAAAGAAAAUUUAAGGUCGUCCGUAUCUGAAAUGGUUCUGAAUAGUUGGAAACAUUAUGAUAUGUCUUAUGGAAGGCUGGAGUAUACAUCUCGUUCUUGUUCAACCUGGGUAGCAGUUGGCGAUAUGUCAACAACCUCUCAACUUCCAUCACCUCAAACCCUCGCAGGCUAUGCCACUGAACACCCUGAGAUGACGGCCAUAGAUUUCGUCCGUGCCAUCAAUAAAAAGGUCCGCCAGAUGUAUAUUCGAAGGCGUCUUGAGUCCACUUACAAAGCUUUAGAGCGUUUAACCCGUAGUGAACUUAGUUUGGAUCUGCCAUCGAUAGCAGUUCCUGUUCCAACCUCUUCAACUAGUGGAGUUCCAGGGGAUGAUUCGUCCAAUUUAGCUACAUCGGGUGCCCCAAAUAUUCCUUUACCACAAUUCCAUAUUUCUACUGAACUUGGUCGUUCUAUUAGACAUGAAUUGCAAAUUUCGGCUGUGGGGUUCCAUGGAGCUAAUAAAACACUCAGCUUAACAGUGAAAGACAUUGAACGUGAUAAAGGCAAACCUCUGUCAAAAUAUGAAAGAAAUAUGAUGAUUUUUAAUUGGUUGCAGAGCUUGGAUGAAAAUGCUUUUGAUCAGCUAUCAUGAAUUUCAGUUUGCAUUUGAUUUCAGUAACUCCAUUUCAGUAUUUAAUGCCGUUUCAGCUCAAAUAUGUGAGAUGUAAACUUUAAAAUCAAAAUCAGUUGAAUAUAGCUGCUACUGCAGACAUAAAUAAUUGCUUUAAAACAACUUUUCUGGUGACUUCUAAGCGAUUUGAUUUUGUUGUUUCUUUUUAUCAGAAAAUUGUUAAUA
Parasteatoda tepidariorum (common house spider) is the source of this 1888-nucleotide messenger RNA. RefSeq lists its product as uncharacterized. The record is from RefSeq and is a predicted model, not a curated record. NCBI's taxonomy places the organism in Eukaryota, Metazoa, Arthropoda, Arachnida, Araneae, Theridiidae.